UGGCGUGGUCGACGAGAUUCCUCACGGCGGGGGCUUUCCUGGCGGCCGGCGUGAUCUUCGCACCGGAAGUCUUUGGGUCGAGGGCGGACUCCCCCGCACUAGCCGUCACCCUUGCAAAGCUCGCCCAUCUUCUCUGCUUCGCGACCUCGUUCGGCGCCGCCCUAUGGGUCACCUUCAUCGGUGGCAUCAUCAUGUUCAAGAAUUUGCCAAGGCAUCAGUUUGGAAACCUUCAGAGCAAGAUGUUCCCAGCAUACUUUACACUUGUAUCAGCGUGCGCUGCUUCUUCAGUGGUAGCAUUUGCGUAUCUCUAUCCAUGGAAAUCUGCAUCAACUUUGGAGCGAUACCAACUUGGAUUUCUCCUUUGUUCUCUUGGCUUCAACCUUUCCAACCUCCUGGUGUUCACUCCCAUGACUGUUGAGAAUAUGAAGAAGAGGCACAAGGUUGAACGGGAACUGAGCAUCGGCGAGGAGGUCGGGUGGUCGAAAAAUGUGGAAGUUGCAAAAGCGAAUCCUAAGCUCGCAGCUAUGAACAAGAAGUUUGGAGUGAUACAUGGUAUUUCCUCUCUUGCAAAUAUUCUCUCCUUUGGCAGCCUAGCAAUGCACUCUUGGUACCUGGCUGGUAAGAUUAAACUGUAGAAAUAUUUAACGGUUGUGAUUUAUAAUCUUAUUUGAUAACGUGAUAUUAUGAUCACUUAUUUCAUUCUGUUGGUGGAAUGAACUUUACUGUAUUUUAAAGGAGGCAUGUCUUAUUGUGCCUUUUCUUUCCAAACCAAAUCAUUGAA
Molecule: messenger RNA, 781 nt
Organism: Phalaenopsis equestris
Lineage: Eukaryota; Viridiplantae; Streptophyta; Magnoliopsida; Asparagales; Orchidaceae
Product: transmembrane protein 205
Source: RefSeq, a predicted model, not a curated record